AUGGACACACUGUCAUCUGGAACUCUUCAAUCGUCGACGUUCUCUGAGAGCUCUAGGACUGGCAGUAGUAGAUCCCAACGGAGCGCGAAGGAUGAACCAGAUUUUACAAAAGACAAUGCUGCUUCCCCAAUCGAUCUGGAAUGUCACAUCCAAGCGGAACGAAUCACGAAGAUUCUCGACGAAGCCAUAUAUAAAACCAAGCUUGCCAUCUGUCUUCCUAACCUUGUGCAAGAAUACCGUACCCUCAAUUCAAUAUUAUCGUCUCAGCACAUGGAAGAUUUGAUUUUCAUAUUCGAGCAGUAUGAUAACCCUCUGUUUUCCACUAGUCUCCUGAACAUGGCUGCAAUGGAAGAUAUUAAAGCUGGCGAUGUCUCAUUGAAAAACAGACUGAAUCCAGAACUAGGGCAUCUCAUGUACAUUUUAAAUAGUUACCCACAACUGCGCCCAAAAGUGAUAGAAAUGGUGGAUGAGGUCGAAAUCUUAUUUAUUUAAUAUUGCUUAACAAAAAUUCUACAGCGAAGAGUACCAGGUCUAGAAUACCUAUUGACAUUUGAAAAGUUUCGCGAUUUGAUGGUGAAGCAGAUGGAUACAACCGCGGCAGAGGAACUGGCUGCAAAACUGGAUACAAGGAAACUGGAAGGCUCGAAUCAAAAGCUCAUAGAAAAAAUAAAUGAGUAUACGCAGUCAUUGAAAGAAGAAAAUGAUAGUUUUGUGGAAACCAUGAAGCUGAAAUCGGAGAUAAUAGCCAAGUUGGAACACGAGCUGGCGAUUCUUAACCGAGACGCUGAUUUGAAGUUGAAGAAGAAAAUUUUAGAUUCAGAUCGCCAGAUGGUGCUAGCGACGCGUGCGCACCUCGUUAAGAAUGAAAUGCUCAAGGAGGAAGAGACAGAAUCACGCGAGCUUUACGAGAACAUUCUCAGGAAGAACCUCAUUGAUGAGAAGAACCAACGAGCUCGACGGUUUAAAGUGGAGACACAACUGUUGUCAUGGCUACAAAAAUAUGACUUAGAGAUGGGAGAUAAGCAAGUGGAGUUGGAUGAGUUUACGGAGAAAUAUGAAGACGAACUACAAAAGUGUGAUGAACUUGAGAUAAAAUUAGCUGAACAAGACAAGGAGUAUAUUCCACUGAUGGCGGAGAGGGAAGAGGAGUAUCACCAAGAGAUGACGGAGAAAAUGAACAAAUUCCUUCUAGAACAUGCAGCCAGGGUCAUACAGUGCGCCUGGAGGGAUGUUCUCGCCAAUCGGGCUGAGAAGAAACGGUUGAAAAAAUUGCAAAAGAAGAUGCAAGCUGCUGCAGCCGCUGCAGAGAAAAAAGGCGGGAAAAAAUGACACAACGAUGUUUU
Molecule: messenger RNA, 1343 nt
Organism: Zerene cesonia (dogface butterfly)
Lineage: Eukaryota; Metazoa; Arthropoda; Insecta; Lepidoptera; Pieridae
Product: dynein regulatory complex protein 10-like
Exons: 9
Source: RefSeq, a predicted model, not a curated record